Molecule: messenger RNA, 528 nt
Organism: Miscanthus lutarioriparius
Lineage: Eukaryota; Viridiplantae; Streptophyta; Magnoliopsida; Poales; Poaceae
Source: the annotation of a GenBank genome assembly
AUGCUCUCUGCGCUCCUCGGCGGCUACCUGACCGCCUACCCGCCGCCGCCUCUCCCACCCGCAACAGCAACAGCCCCCGAGCCCGAGCGCGCGUCUCCCAGCUCCCUUCCCUGCUCGCCUCAGACACGCGUCCCUCCUCGUCUCCCGACGGCGCGCGGCGGGGGCGGGGGAGGCGUUGAGCGCAUGGAGGAUAGGAUAAGAAAGAAGCGCCACAAGAUCGUGCAAACGAAGACCGGCUCUCCAAACCCCAUGAAGGUCGUCUUCAACAAAUUUGACUUCUCCAAUUCAUAUAUAUGGUUCGAGUUCUACAAUGCUCUGUUGCCAAAAGAUGUUACAUUAAUUUCUGAUUCUCUGCGAUCAUGGCAUAUAGUAGGCCGUCUUGGUGGUUGCAAUUCUAUGAAUAUGCAGUUAUCGCAGUUGCCUUUAGAUUGUAAAAGGCCGACUUAUGAUGCUCUUGAAGGAGCUAAUGUCACUCCGACAUCCUUUUACAACAUUGGUGAUCUUGAGAUUCAAGAUAAUCUAGCAUGA